AUGCCGCCCUCCUCCACUUCGCCUCGUCCUCCCCCUUCCCUACGACCUCCGCCUCUUCUGGGAGUAGUGCACCGCAAGUUUGCUGUCGUAGGUCAUCGGGGGGCGGGGAAGUCAAGUGUGACCAGGCGUUUCGUUCAAGAGAAGUUUACGAUCCAAUCGGCGGCAGACCCGGAUGAAGAAUCUCUGUACAGAAAGGUGUUGGAAACUGAAGGAGAGGAGCGAGGGGUGGCAAAAGGGAAAAGUAGCCACGAAAAAACGACGCAGCUCGUGUGCUGCGAUAUAGUGGACACGCCAGGGCCUACCAGGCAGUACACAGAGUACGCCAAGGAAGAAUUCAGCCGGUUCCUCUCCCGCAAUGCGCUUAUCGGCAUUCAUGGCUACCUGCUUGUCUACGACAUCACCUCCCGCGAAUCUUUUACCAUUAUCCAAACCCUGAACGAGGUCGUUUUGCGGUACCACGGCGACUCGCCCGUGCCACGUGUCUUGUUGGGGGGCAAGUUGGAUCUAUGCGCUCAGCGGCAGGUGGGAAAGGGGGAAGGCAGAGCAUUGGCACGCACAUUAGGCAUUCCCUUCCUGGAGAUAUCGGCCAAACACAACGUGGACGUUGAAAGGGCCUUCCGAAUGCUGUUGGAGGAAGUGGAGCGAGGGGAGGCGGGGGAGGGGAAAGGCAAGUGGAGCCUCCUGGGCGGAGAGGAGGAGGAACAAGCCUUCUUAGGAUGUCGGCAUGAGAGAGAAAGAUCGUGGGAGUAUGACGGGUACGGAUAUUGUGUGGUGAGCUAG
Nannochloropsis gaditana CCMP526 is the source of this 780-nucleotide messenger RNA. RefSeq names its product Ras-like protein (gene RHEB). Gene Ontology annotation, cellular component: plasma membrane. The record is from RefSeq and is a predicted model, not a curated record. Gene Ontology annotation, biological process: small GTPase-mediated signal transduction. The coding region runs from base 1 to 780 and encodes 259 amino acids. The transcript has a single exon. Gene Ontology annotation, molecular function: GTP binding; GDP binding; GTPase activity.